This is a messenger RNA of Monopterus albus (swamp eel), 2336 nucleotides long. RefSeq names its product delta(4)-desaturase, sphingolipid 2 (gene degs2). Gene Ontology annotation, biological process: sphinganine metabolic process; ceramide biosynthetic process. The transcript has 3 exons. The record is from RefSeq and is a predicted model, not a curated record. Lineage: Eukaryota; Metazoa; Chordata; Actinopteri; Synbranchiformes; Synbranchidae. Gene Ontology annotation, cellular component: membrane. Gene Ontology annotation, molecular function: sphingolipid delta-4 desaturase activity. The coding region runs from base 361 to 1263 and encodes 300 amino acids.
GGUAACCAUAGCAGCACUGUAGUUUCUCGUGUGAGAUCGCAAAGGCUUGUGCAUGUUUUGCGGAGCAUAUGGUUUUCGUAAGUCUCAGCAGGUACAACGCAAACAUUAUCUGUCCUUGAGCUCGGGGGAGGGGCCUGUCUUCACACCAUCACUCUGCAACCUGUGUCAGCAGGUGUGUCUCAAUGAAAUACUUUACGCCUCACAGCAAGUUGAUUCGCACGUUGAAAUGAUAGUCAUGGGGAAGAAAGGUGGAAGAGCUGAUUUUGAAUGGGUCUACACUGACCAGCCGCACACGUCAAGAAGAAAAGAAAUACUGGUUUUCUCAUCUUUCAUCAUGUCCCUUUCCAUCCCCCUUCUUAUAUGCCUCCCUUCUCAGCCAAAUACCCAGAGAUCAAGACUCUGAUGGUUCCAGAUCCCCAGCUAAAAUGGGUGGUGUCAGGCAUGGUCCUAACCCAGCUCUUGGCCUGCUACCUGGUCCGCAACUUCACCUGGAAGUGGAUCUUCUUCUGGGCUUACGCCUUUGGAGGUUGCAUUAACCACUCCCUGACUCUGGCUAUCCAUGACAUCUCUCACAAUGUGGCCUUUGGCAACAAGCUGGCAAAGUGGAACCGCUGGUUUGCCAUGUGGGCCAACCUGCCCAUCGGGCUGCCCUACUCUGCGUCCUUCAAGAAAUAUCACAUCGACCACCAUCGGUAUCUGGGAGGCGACCAGCUGGAUGUUGACAUCCCUACAGAUUUUGAGGGAUGGUUCUUCUGCACCCCAGCCAGGAAGGUCCUCUGGCUCUUCCUCCAGCCCUUUUUCUAUGCCCUGCGCCCAUUGGUGGUCAAUCCUAAACCAGUUUGUCAGCUGGAGAUCCAGAAUGCAGUAGUUCAACUCACAGCAGACUUAAUUAUUUACUAUCUGUGGGGACUGAAGCCCAUCAUCUACCUUAUUGCAGGUUCUGUUCUCUGUAUGGGGCUGCAUCCUAUCUCUGGACAUUUUAUAGCCGAGCAUUACAUGUUCAUGAAGGGACAUGAGACGUAUUCUUACUAUGGACCACUGAACUGGAUCACCUUCAACGUCGGCUAUCACAUGGAGCACCAUGACUUCCCCAGUAUACCUGGCAGUAAACUACCUCAGGUCAAGGAAAUUGCAGCAGAAUAUUACGACUCCCUGCCUCAACACACUUCCUGGACCCGGGUAUUAUGGGACUUUGUGUUCGAUGACAACAUCGGCCCCUAUUCCAGAAUAAAACGGGAGUACAAGCUAAGCAAGCAGGGAUAGAUUUGUGUUCGACAACAACAUCGACCCCUAUUCCAGAAUAAAACGGGAGUACAAGCUAAGCAAGCAGGGAUAGAUUUGUGUUCGACGACAACAUCGACCCCUACACUAGAAUAAAACGGAGAACGAGCUAAACAAGCAGGGAUAGAUCUGUCACUGAUUCCUUUUCCCUUUAAAAAGAUUGUCAAUUUCAAUUGUUACAAAUCUGUGGACCACUAAGAAUUGUCCUUAUAUUGUCUAGUUUGUUACUGUCACUGUAUCUACUCUAAUUUGUUGGACAUUGUCAUCUUAAAUUACUCCUGUACUUGAUUUGGUACACUGCAAAAGAAUGCACACACAGCAGUUGCAUACAUAAAGUUUAUGCAAUGUGAAUUCAGCAUAGCUGGAUGGUUUGCUUACCCCAUUAUUUAUUCCCAUUUGUAUUCCUUCUAUAAACAAACACCCACUGUUGUGAUACAGUGAUGACAUUUUCUUAUGCCCUAAAGCCACCAAGAAAGGGAAAAUGCUGAUAAGAUCUUUUUCCUUAUGUGACUGGAGACAAAAGUAUUCAGUUUAAACAUCCAAAAUCUUUCUUUUGUUGUUAUAAAACAAAGGUCACAUACAUUCCCAUGACGUCUAACAAAGAUGUCACUACCUCCUGUAGUUUAGUUUUCCUGCCUGUAAGCAUUAAUGUCUGGGUUCUUAAAAAUUUCUGUACGUAUGAAUCAAGGCACACAGAGCCUCUCAGAUUACCUAAUACAGUUUCACAUCAGUGCAGAACAGGGCUGAAGUGGAAAAUGGCAAAUGCCUUACAGUAAGAAGAGCCAUUUUCUUCAAUGAUGCCCCAUUUUUCUUGUGCACACCUUCUUUGUAAUGUCAACACUUUAAUUACAUCUUAAGGGAGCGGACAGGAAUGACACAAUACAAAGAGAAUAGUCCCUUAAGAAAAUUCAGGUCUGAAGAGGUUUAAAUGUUUGGUGGUUUUUUUUCUUUUUUAAGACUGUCAGGGUUGGCAAAUGAACUUGAGGGUAUUUUUUGGAGGCUGUAGUUUAUGUUCAUGGAACAUGCAGUAAGGUAUGUAUAGCUGAGUUUCUUCU